AUGAGUGGGAAAAGAAAACUCGUCGUCUUAUUCGGCGCGAAUGGAUACGUCGGUCGAGCCAUCGCGAAAGAGUUUGUGAGAAGAGGCACGGUUGAACUCACCGCAAUAUCGCGUUCAGGCGUACCGCCUCCCAACGAGGAAGGUAAAAACGGAAAAUCGUCGUCGUCAUCAUGGACAGAUAAAAUCAAAUGGGUCGCCGCGGACAGCACGAAACCAGAUACGUACGCCGAACACUUACAAGGCGCGAGCUGCAUAGUAACGUCUAUUGGUGUGUUGCCUUUUGGUAUAUCGAAAGAGGAUUGUUAUAAAGGAAACGCAGACACGAACAUAAUUCCCGCAAAAACAGCGCAAAAGGUACACGGGUUGAACCGAUUCGUUGCAGUAGGCGCCUCGUUAGGGGUCGCCGGUGCGCUCGUUCCGGGAGCGAAGCCGUACAUUGAAGGAAAGAUGGCGGUGGAAAAUUUUGCAAAGAACGAGUUUGUGCGCGAUGGAAAUAAUGAACAUACGAAUGCGAGAAGUAAUGAUAGUAAUAGCAAUAGUAAUAGCGCAUCGCCGCCGACGACGCCGCCGCUCGCGGUGGUUGUGAAACCAGGAGGUGUUUCGGGAACGAAAAGAGUAGGGGAGAAUUUGAACUUACCGCUUUGGAUGUUGAUGGAUCCAGUAACGAUGAGCGUGUCGCCAAAGCCGUUGUAA
This is a messenger RNA of Bathycoccus prasinos, 693 nucleotides long. RefSeq lists its product with no specific name. The transcript is spliced from 2 exons. Lineage: Eukaryota; Viridiplantae; Chlorophyta; Mamiellophyceae; Mamiellales; Bathycoccaceae. Bases 1 to 693 code for a protein of 230 amino acids. Gene Ontology annotation, cellular component: mitochondrion. The record is from RefSeq and is a predicted model, not a curated record. Gene Ontology annotation, molecular function: protein-containing complex binding.